Gigantopelta aegis is the source of this 1576-nucleotide messenger RNA. RefSeq names its product B-cell receptor CD22-like. Lineage: Eukaryota; Metazoa; Mollusca; Gastropoda; Neomphalida; Peltospiridae. Gene Ontology annotation, cellular component: cell-cell junction. Gene Ontology annotation, biological process: cell-cell adhesion. The transcript is spliced from 4 exons. The annotation marks the transcript as partial. Gene Ontology annotation, molecular function: cell adhesion molecule binding. The record is from RefSeq and is a predicted model, not a curated record.
GUGGUUGCAGGAUAAAAUAUAAGAGAAUCACAAGAAGAUGAGGUGAUUGUGUAUACAUAUAUCUUUCUCUUGAAAUAUUACCUGCAAUUUUUUGGUAAUUUAUCAAGUGAAUUUGUAAUUUACCUGUUAGAUCUGUAUGGACUGCUUUUUGCUUUUUGUCCUUUUUGCAGGCUGCUACAAUGUAUUUCAAACCCUGUAGAUGUUACACAUAUUUUUCUUUAAUUAUUUCUUUCCUUUCUUGCAAAUAGUCUUCUGUUCUGACUGUUAAUUUCAGUGGACAGGCCUCAAGUUGAAACAAGUGGAUAUGUGGAAGGUAGACCUGCCUACAUCUUGUGCAUUGUAUCGACUAGAGGCGGGAAUGCAUCACUGGAUUUGAGCAUUGUACAAGAAGAUACAGAUUUGGUGAUACACCUCAAUGCGACAGAAUAUGUCAUCGAGGAAGUAGGUCCUGGAAUCUGGGAGACUUCCCUGAAAUAUGACUUUACUCCAACUCGCGGCAUGAACAGAUGGCCACAUUCGGAGUUCGACUGCAUUGCAACAUACCGUAACCGCACGAUCCACAUCAACAAUCCAAUUAGCAUUGCAGUCAGACCGUUUGGACCAAAUGUGACUAUUCCGGAAGCGCUGGAAGCAGGCAUGAGUAUAAACGCAACAUGCUCUGUUACAGAUGGGUCUGGACCAUUUAGACUGACCUGGUACUUGGAAAACACAAAGAUGAACUCGUCUGCAAAAACGAUAAUGAAUGCAGACAGGACUAGAAGUAUAGAGAACACUUUAGAGUUGGAUCUCACCCAGGAGCACAGUGGGAAAGUCCUGAAGUGUGAGCUCAUUCAUGGUAGAAAUUACAAGAGACACGUCUCAAAGAUAUUGACUGUAAAAUUUUCUCCCAUCAUCACUGUGCCUACGUCAAACUAUUCCAUUAAAGAAGGCAGCACCGCGAGUCUGGAGUGUUACGUCCGGGCUGAACCGAUCAGUGUCGUAAGGUGGACUAAAGACAACGCCAACAUCAGUGUCGUAGAGUGGACUAAAGACAACACCACCAUCAAUGGCAUAGACAACACCACCAUCAAUGGCAUGGACAACACCACCAUCGAAGAAGGUGGUUCCGGUCAAGACACCACAGUCGAAGAAGGUGGUUCUGGUCGAUACAGCAUUGGAAAUUCAUCUCACGCCUCCCUGACCAUACGGAAUGUGAUGACAGACGACAGUGGAAUGUACGUCUGCUCAGCUAGCAACGAUAAAGGAAGAGCAACGAGUCAAAAUAUCACAGUGGAUGUGAUAUAUCCUCCUAAACCCAACAAUGUGACGUCCUUGAUAACGGCCACGGUGGGAGAUGCUGUCACUCUGACGUGUUCCGUAACGGCUAACCCCGCUGUAACCAUGGUCACCUGGAAGUAUGGAAAUAGGUUGUUACCAGAAACAGGGAUGACACUGAAUGUCAACAUACCGAACUCGUCACCAUCGUUUGGUGUCUACACAUGCAUAGCUACAAACCCUGUUGGCUCAUCAUUGCCCAUAGAGUUUACAUUGGCAAAGGCAAAUCUAACUGGACAAGACAAAGUACUUGUUGUCAAAG